Molecule: messenger RNA, 1147 nt
Organism: Colletotrichum abscissum
Lineage: Eukaryota; Fungi; Ascomycota; Sordariomycetes; Glomerellales; Glomerellaceae
Exons: 2
Biological process (GO): regulation of transcription by RNA polymerase II
Cellular component (GO): nucleus
Molecular function (GO): DNA-binding transcription factor activity, RNA polymerase II-specific; RNA polymerase II transcription regulatory region sequence-specific DNA binding; protein binding
Source: RefSeq, a predicted model, not a curated record
AGACACGCAGACUCCCAGCUCUGCCCUCUCAAAGCCAGCCAUCCCAUCUUGGUCGGGAAUAUCACUCGCCGCCAGCUCAAGGAGGAACAACAGCGACGAUGCCUUACCGCACAACCACGAGGCGUAUGAGAUGGAGAUGAAGGAGAACAACCCUACGAAGAGAUUGCGGAUAGAAGACCCCAUAAGGGCGCACUACGACGGUACUGGGGCGAAGCGCCGUACAUCUACGAAUCCCGGUAACACCGUAUCACUUGCUGUCACACUUCCAAGUGACUCGCUACAUCGCCACGACAGAAGCCAAAGAGAAUCACCUACGCCUCAACUAAGCGUCAUUCCUCAAGAAUCGGCAUUUUCAGUGUCGUCGUGUUCCACGGCGUCUCACAGCUCGGAUUCACACCUGCAUACGAGGAGCAUUGCCAACAUAGGUUUGUCAUAUGGCCAAAUUUCUCCGGGCGAACCGUCUCCGGGAGCCAUUUCGUCCGGGAGAAAUGAUGCAAUGAUGUCGUUGAACGCCUCGCUUCGCGGUUCCAUUCCCAGAGUAACCUACCAGCGGACCACUAGCAAUGACGGGCCUCCAGCUUCUCCGCACAAGCCCACAGAAGCGAGCAAGCCUGAUGAGCACAAGAUCUCGAGGGGAUUCUUAUGCGACUGUUGCCCGAAGAAACCCAAGAAAUUCACUUCGGCCGCGGAAUUAGCGUCUCAUGAAGCCGAAAAGCAGUAUGCGUGUUCGUUCUGCGGAAAUCGAUUCAAGAACAAGAACGAGGCCGAACGCCAUCAAAAUAGUCUUCAUAUUCGGAGGCAAAGCUGGAGUUGCUCGGCUCUGAAUGGCUAUGAUCAAGCUUUCCACGAUAGUACGAAUCGUCCCGGUGAAGCAGACUCUUGUGGUUUCUGCGGUGAGGAGUUUCUCAAAGAAGGGAGAGGCUCAGGGGAUCCCGCUUCGCAUCACGGCACCGAGCAGGACUGUAAAACGCGUGUCUACCAUCUUCGAGAGAUCCACAAGUUCCGAGAGUGCAACACGAGCAAGAAAUUCUUCCGCGCGGACCAUUUCCGUCAGCACCUUAAACACAGCCACGCAGGCACAAGCGGUACAUGGACAAAUGCGCUAGAGAACGCCUGCAUGCUGAAUGAGGAUCCAACUCCGAGAUGA